Molecule: messenger RNA, 1623 nt
Organism: Capronia epimyces CBS 606.96
Lineage: Eukaryota; Fungi; Ascomycota; Eurotiomycetes; Chaetothyriales; Herpotrichiellaceae
Exons: 6
Coding region: 1-1623 (540 amino acids)
Source: RefSeq, a predicted model, not a curated record
AUGGGUUCCAUCACUGGAGACUGGAGGCUCAAAGCGGCCCGAGGAAAAAAGAUUCAGCAAGAAUCCAUUCCCAAGCAAUGGAUUCUAGCCCCCGAGCGACUGCCUCCGACCAGUCAGCUGUGCGUCAUUGACGUGCCCAAAGAGAGCGGAUUGCUAUCUGAGAAAGAACUCAUAAUCACGGAAUCGACUGCGACGAGUCUGGUGGACAAGAUGGCGUCCGGAACCUGGACGGCGGAAGAGGUCACGAUAGCUUUCUUGAAACGAGCCACUCUUGGGCAGCAACUGUUGAACUUCGCGACCGAAUUCUUGGCCGAAGAGGCAAUUGCUCGGGCGAAAGAACUGGACCGGAUUUUUCACGAGACCGGCAAGAUCGUUGGGCCGCUCCAUGGGGUGCCCGUAUCAGUCAAGGAACAUAUUGGAAUCAAGGGAAGGGUGUGCAACGCAGGAUACGUUUCCUGGAUGGACUAUAUCUCGCCCGACGACGCAGUCGUGGUUCAACUGCUUCAAAAAGCCGGAGGAAUUGUUAUCGUGCGCACCAACGAACCGCAAUCAUUGAUGGCAUGGCUCGAGUCGGACAAUAACAUCACCGGGCGGACCUUGAAUCCUCAUAACCGGAAUCUCACACCAGGGGGCUCGUCGGGAGGAGAAGGCGCCUCGAUGGGUUUCAAAUGCGCGUGCCUCGGGGUCGGCAGCGACAUCGGAGGGUCUAUUCGAGGCCCGGCAGCAUUCAACGGCGUGUAUGGGCUCAGGCCCACCGCUCAUCGGUUGCCCCUUGUAGGGUUGAGAGCCGCAGGGAUGGGACAAGACUUUAUACACGGAGUAGUUGGUCCGCUUGGGCAUAGCGUCGAGGAUCUGGAGUUGUUCAUGAAAAGUCUUCUGGACCAAUGCCCAUGGAAGGAGGAUAUGAGCCUCGUGCCUGUCCCUUGGCGAACAGCUGGGCCUCCAGCGACCGCAAGCUUGACAGUAGGCAUCAUGAAGGAUAAUGGCCUGGUGCAUCCACAUCCACCUAUCACACGUGCCCUUGAGCUCGCCGAGAAGAAGCUCAUCGCGGCGGGAGUCCGGGUCGUUGAGUGGAAACCAUACCAGUACCAAGAAUCAAGCGAUCUUACGGCACAAUUCUACUUCGCCGAUGGUGGGAAAGCCCAACGGAGCGCGCUGGCCGAUGAGCCGCUGUUGCCUCAGACGACAUUGGCAUUGGCAAUGGGCAGCCCUGGAGGGCUCGAUGUUUCCACCAGCUGGGAUCUGAACUACCAGAAGGAGGUCAUCCGCGCCAUGCACCAUGCCGAGUGGCAGCGAGCUGGAGUCGACUUUGUGCUCAGCCCUGCGUAUGUUGGCGUGGCACCGGAGCAUGGCACGGCCCAGUACUUCUUUUAUACGGCCCUGUGGAACGUCCUGGAGCAGCCGGCGGUGGUCUUCCCGACCGGGCUACAGGUCGAUGCAAAGAUUGACGUGGCGGAUGCAUCGUACCAGCCGCGAAGUGAGCUCGAUGCCCGAGAAUAUGCGAAAUACUCCCCAGAGAAAUUCGACAAGGUGCCCAUCAGCCUACAAUUGGCAGGCAAGCGGUGGCAUGACGAGGAACUUCUUGCUGGGGCCAAGGUUGUACAAGGCAUAAUCGCCAGGUAG